This is a messenger RNA of Bombus impatiens (common eastern bumble bee), 1952 nucleotides long. RefSeq lists its product as uncharacterized. The record is from RefSeq and is a predicted model, not a curated record. The transcript is spliced from 4 exons. NCBI's taxonomy places the organism in Eukaryota, Metazoa, Arthropoda, Insecta, Hymenoptera, Apidae. Bases 554 to 1246 code for a protein of 230 amino acids.
CGUUCAUUGAUAUUCUCGCACUUUUCUAACGCAUGCUUAUCAAUCCUGUCGCGUAUCAUCGUGUCAAACGAACUGUCACGCGAACGUAGUAUUGUAAGUAAUUUCGUCAUGGUACAGUUCGAUCGCGUGUGCCAUCGAUUAUUUUCGAUUCCUGAAUAAAUUAGUUUCGUUGCAUGUAUCGAUACUCUUUUCAAAAAAAUAAUACACAGUCCAUGAUACGAUAUGUAGUAGCGAUUUUCAACGAACGAUAAAAAAUUGAAUGGUAUGCGAGAUAAUAGGGAAUACUUUUCUAUUGCUGUUUAAAUUAUUCUCAUUCGAGUAAUGAGCAAUUAAGGUUAAUAACAGAGAGCUUAUGUAAUAAAAAACAAAAGUGACAUUUACCUUUAAUCGUGUUUCGAUGUCAAUACGAAUGUCAUCGGUCAAUGACAAUUAUUUGUGCUACUUUUCAUCGUUCAAUAUGUUUGAACUUUUUUAAAUAUUUAACCGCACCAUAUAUUAGUAUAUGUACAGAUGUAUCAAUUAAUCCUUGCUUCUAUUUAAUGCAAGCUAUGCUAUGAUAUUGGAGUCCAUUUUUUCGUGCACGAAUCUAACGCUAACAUGCGGUUCGUCAAUUUACAUCUUGAUAAGACACUCUUACGCUCAGUAUUCGAAAUUAUUAACACACGUUGCGUGUGCCUGUGCCAGUAUCGCUAUGAUUGGUUCUCGAUCAUUGAUCGUUCUUGUGUACAAACUUUUCUUUAAGGAUUAUACGUUUGAUCCGUUUAUGAUGCAGCUGGAGGAAGAAAGGAACAAAGAACGAUUCAACGUUAUAGACGAGAUCUUUCGAACCUUGAGCAUGGCCGGCUUAAUUUAUUCUUUGUACUCCUGUCAUGGAUAUUACGCGCUCGGCGCCUGUGUUGUAACCAGCUUAUCAAUUUUAGACUUGUUCAAACUGUACAGAAUAAAGAAGAAACAGACAGAGGAAAUGGAAAUGUCGCGUUUCUACGAUAAUUCAAGUGAAACAAAAACAACCUACGAAUCAAGGCUUAACAUAUUCAAUUGGGUAAUUCUUGGUGGGAGUUUCGCGUAUACGGUAGGUAAUAAUUACGCUAUAGUAGCAAAUUAUCCUCUGCUCCUGGCGAAUUGGGCGCUAUCUCCGGAAGGGUUUUAUCAAGGAUGGACCAUGCGACGUACCAUUAACGAUUACUUGAUGGCAACUUACGUCAUGUGCAUGACGGAAGCUUUACGACAAGCUGGCACGUCAUAAAAAUGUUUCUCUCUCUCUCCCUCUCUGUUCCUAUCUGCUUAAUUUACAUAUACAUUUAUUGCAACGUAUACAUUUCUUGUAAUUAUUUAAAAUGUUGCUACGUUGUAUAUGAAAUUAAUAAUUCCUCUCUCUUUCUGCUUAAUAAUUUUUCAAAGUUACGUAGAGACAAUACGAAGCUAACCCGCGAGAUUUAUCCGCGAGACUGCCGUCUUGCGUCAUGAAUAAAGUACGCCAGGCGAGCAAGCGAGGGGAAGUUUUCGACAAAGUUGUUCAGUAUGCGUCCAAACCAAGUGAGAUAGAAUCUGUGAGCAUCUUUAAUCUUGCCAAAAAAACCGACAAAUCGGGCUCGCCCCUAGGCGACACCAAACUCGUCCCAAAUUUGUCUCGUACUAUGCGUAUAUGCCUUUGAAAUUGCGUAUUUUUUUUUUUAAACACACAAUAGUAUUUUUUCAAUGAAAUUCAAAAUAGACAAUUUUUAUUCAUAUUUUCAACAUAAUCGUUAAUCAUUGUAAAGUAUUCUCUACGAACUUUGUGUAUGUUUUAAAUUGUUAUCUGACUUGAAUACAAAAUUCUAACCGACUAAUCGUUUCUCGUGUUUUAUAAAAAAUCACUGUUAAACCGUUGGAGAAUAACUUUAGAAAUGUAUAAACGUUAACAAACUGUAUAAGGUAAAUCUAUUUUAUUAUAAGAGAUAAAAUUUGUCAUG